Molecule: messenger RNA, 588 nt
Organism: Carya illinoinensis
Lineage: Eukaryota; Viridiplantae; Streptophyta; Magnoliopsida; Fagales; Juglandaceae
Product: protein FAR1-RELATED SEQUENCE 9-like
Exons: 2
Coding region: 1-588 (195 amino acids)
Molecular function (GO): nucleic acid binding; zinc ion binding
Source: RefSeq, a predicted model, not a curated record
AUGGGGAUUCUCUGCAAGCAUAUCUUGUGUGUUUUUGGCAAGAAAGGUAAGUUAGAUAGAUUGCCACAGCAUUAUGUAAUGGAAAGAUGGACUAUUAAUGCUAAGAGUCGGCCUAUCCCUGACAUACCAAGUCCUACAGGGCUCCUUCAGCUAGGAUUAGAUGAUCCUAUGAUGAGAAGAAGCAAUUCCAUGAUACAACUUUAUGACAUUGUUGAACUUGGGUUGCAGUCAGAAGAAAAACACAGUUUCCUCACCCGUGCAUUAGAGAAGAUUCAUAAAGAAUUACUUGCAAUGGAAGAUCACGUAGAUACUGAGGGAACACAUUAUUCAAAUAGAGGAGAGACUUGCAGUAUUGAUCAAGUAUUAACAAGUCAAGUUGUAUCAAACUUUUCACAAACGGUCCAGGACCCUCCACGGGUGCCAACAAAAGGUCGACCAAAGUCUUUGAGAUCCAAGAAUCCAAAAGAAACGCAAACAACAAAGAAAAGACGCUGUAGCAUUUGCAAGGCUGAAGGACAUGCUAAAAGCAAUUGCCCUUCAGUAAGGGAUCUUCGGCCAACAUCUGUCAACCUGUCACAACCAAUGUAA